CUUCUACCUUCCCCACUCUCCGUUUGAGCUCCCGCGCUGGGCGGAUCUGGUCUCAGGAGCUCCACUCAAGUUUGCCACCCCACGCCUUAAUAAAGGAAUUUGGAGCAGAAAAACGAGAUCCAUCCGCCGAAUUGGAAGCUAACCCGAUGAGAUGGAAGAGCGUGAACUAUCAGCCCCCGGCGCAGAAAAGGGAGUUCAUUUUCUCCAGGCAGUGAAGAAUGGGGAACUCUGGGAAAGAUCCGAACCAGUGAUUCUGAGCUCAGAUAUAUCCUUCACAGAUGCACAGCCCCAGAUCUUCCGGCACUUUCGUUGCCAGGAGGCUGAGGGACCACGGGAGGUUUGCAGCCGGCUCCACCAUCUUUGCCGUCAAUGGCUGGAGCCAGAAGGGUGCGGCAAGGAGGUGCUGGAUGGGAUGAUCUUGCAGCAAUUCCUGGCCAUCCUGCCCCUGGAGAUGCAAACCUGGGUCAGGGAAUGUGGGCCCAAGACUAGUGUCCAGGCGGUGGCCCUGGUAGAAAGAUUCCUCCUGAGCCAAGAAGACAGGAUGCCGGAAGUGCAGGGUCCGUCAAAAGGGACUGAUGAUUUCCCUGAGGCCGAGUGGGCUCCAUCAGACUCAAGGCCAAGGUCACUCUUCAGUCAUGCUGAUGGAGAUGCCAACUCCCUGGAUAGCGGAAGGGCACUGCCUGGUUUUUCUGGGCCUCCCCCUCAUUGUGGAAGAGCGAAAGCAUCAUCUGUGCAUCCCAUUGAGGGUCUGGUGACCUUCGAGGAUGUGGCCGUGCACUUCUCAGAGGAGGAGUGGGCUCUGCUGGAUCCGGACCAAAGAGCCCUGCACCAGGAAGUCAUGGAGGAGAAUUUCAGCAAUCUGGCCUUCCUGGAGAGGGAAAGCAAGAGAGGAGGGAAACAGCACAGAAAGAAAUCUGAAGACCAACAACAAAGGAGGAAGGAAUUUGUUGAUUCUGACAAUUUCAGUUUCCAUGAAAAUUCAGUUCAAGAGGAAGGUCACAGAGAAUACAAAUGUUCAGAAUGUGGGAAGAGCUUCAGUCGGAGAACACGCCUUACUUCCCAUGAAAGAAUCCACACUGGGGAGAAACCAUAUACAUGCCCAGACUGUGGAAAGAGCUUUAUUCAGAAGGAGCAUCUCACUUCCCAUCAAAGAAUCCACACAGGGGAGAAACCAUACACAUGCCCAGACUGUGGAAGGAGCUUUGGUUGGAGCUCACACCUUUCUUCCCACCGAAGAAUCCACACAGGAGAGAAACCAUAUAUAUGCUCAGAGUGUGGAAAGAGCUUCCGUCAGAAAGGGGGCCUCACUUCCCAUCAAAGAAUCCACACAGGGGAGAAACCAUAUAACUGCUCUGAGUGCGGAAAGAGCUUCCGUCACAGUUCGAGUCUUUGUGAUCAUGAAAGAAACCACACAGGGGAGAAGCGAUAUAAAUGCUUGGAGUGUGGAAAGAGCUUCAAGAAAAGCUCAAACCUUACUUCCCAUCAAAGAAUUCACACAGUAGAGAAACCAUAUCAUUGCUCAGAGUGUGGGAAAAGUUUCAUUCACAGGUCCAGCUUUGCUUCCCAUCGAAGAAUACACACUGGGGAGAAGCCAUAUAAAUGCUCAGAGUGUGGAAAGACUUUCAGUUUCAGCUCUAACUUUUAUUCCCAUCAAAGAAUCCACACGGGAGAGAAACCCUAUAAAUGUUACGUGUGUGGAAAGCGCUUUAGUCAGAGCUCAAACCUUACUUCCCAUCAAAGAAUCUGCACAGGGGAGAAACCAUAUAUAUGCUCUGUAUGGAAACAGCUUCAGUCAGUGGUCAAUCUGUCCUUCCCGUUAGAUAUUACAGAUGGGGAAGAAACUGUAUAAACACUAUGAGUUGUGAAAAAAAUCUUCAGGCAGAAGAUCUCAAAUCUUAUUCCCGUCCAAGAAUCUGCAUAGGGGAGAAACCACAUAUAUGCUCAGAGUGUGGGAAAGGCUUCAGACAGUGGUCAAACCUUGCUUCCCACCAAAAAAGCCACACGGGCCAAGUUGUAGGAAGCAAAUUAGCCAAGUAGUCACCCCACUUGUAAACGCCUCCUAAUAUCUGGCUUUCCAUGCUUGAGAAAGUGUUAAAACAUCGGCAUCUUCGCUGCAGGGUUUCUUAAGCAACUGUGGACUCUUUAUAGAGCUCUCUCAAAACUGCUUCCGUAGUGAUUUUGCUGCUGGAACUCUUCCGUUUGCCUGUGGGCAGCAAUCUUUUGCCAUUCCGGGGUGGGACUCUUUCCCCUACCGAUUGCCUGGGACUUCUCAGCAACAUGCAAUGCUGUUGACCCAGGUCUCCCUCUUACACUGCCCGCCUGGAUCAAGAUUGGUUGGUUCAAUUUUGCAGCAGUUCCAUUCCACUCAGUCCUGGAGGACCAGGACCAGACUGCGUUGCUCGCCGAUGGCCGCUCUCCCCCUGAGCUCUGUUUUCCUCAAAACCCAAUUCAGUAUGAUCUCUUUCGGAAAGUCGGCAGUCAAAGAAUCUUUGGCUACUCUUUGGUAGAUAGAAGAUCUGCGUUAUUUGCUUUGCUUAAGCUCCCAGCCACAGGGCAGAUUGGGCAUUCAAAUCCCUGGGAGAAAUCCCCAGGGGAUUGAGUUUACUGUGGCUGGGUAAAGAGGCAGCAUGGUAUAUUUACUGCAGUGAAGUUGCUGGGUGAAGAAGCUGACCUCGGGAUGCCAGUGGUGCAGCGCCCACCACACUGUCCGUGGAUACAGGCUGCGACCGAGUCCUGCUCUUGUGAAAACGGGACAUGCGGUGAGGAGGAGCUGAUGCUGCUCUCUGCCACGGAAGCAGGAGACGGGGGCCUGCCCUGGCUGAGGUCCUUGCCGGCAGAUCAGUGGCAGCCCCUCAGUCUGUCCCCUGCUCUGCUCCUUAGCAGGGGACUCUUCACAGCCUUGAUUCAGAGCAGGCGGGAGCUUUUUGGACUCAGCCUUCCCUUCCUAUCCCACCUGCACCUACACAAAACUCAUUCAGCCCCUGGGCCAUUCCUCAGCCCUUCCUUGCAGCCAAAAGUGAGGCUUUAGGACUUUCCCCCAUGCUGUCUUCUUCCAGCACUAGGAUGCACAAAAAAAGGGUGAAAUCAAAUUGCAAUGGUAACUUUACUAACCUGGCUCUUUCCUUUGCAGUUUGUAGCAAGGCCGUAGGAUUUGCAGGCUGGAGUUAGGCCUUAGAAGGGUCAAAACCCAGCGGUGAGUCGCUCCUUAGCUCUUUAGGUGUUUAGCUAGUGUAAGGAGCAGAGAUCUUCUCUACUGGGCCUGAUCCGUAAGCCUCUUCGGUCCAGGCAAAUAGUUGGGAAAGGCUCCAAGAGGAGGGAGGAAUCUGUAGGCCAGGAAAGCAAGCUAAAGUAUCUUCUUUCAGAGUCCUGCUUUGGUUUUCCUGAUUUUAGAGGGUCUCUUGAGCGUGAAGCAUAUUUAGCUCCCCGGAGGAGAAGCUGUAAGGUAAAAUAAAAGAGCUUAGGAAGAACGUUGGAAGUAUGUGAAGUGGUCCAAACCAAAAUUCAGCAUCAGUAAACACAUGUUGCCUUUUGUUAGGAGCCAUUGAAGUGACACAAAGCGAUGUUCAGGCUUCCGAGUUUCCCAGACUUCUUUAACAGGUGAUGGAUAGAUAGAUAGACAGACAGACAGACAUGGGAGGGGGUAAAUUUCAGGCCCUGAUCUUCUCUUGCUAGUGCAAGAUCUUGAGAUCAUGCCCUGAAACAGUGCCCCCACCCCUUCAUCCAAAUUGACGAAGAGUUCUGGAGAACACAAAAGCCUUGCUCCCUGUUUUGUGUUAUUUUUACUGGUCUUUUUUUUUUUUUUUGAAAGCAUGGUGUGGUUUCUAUUUUAGGAAGAAGGACAGAAGUGACUAGUUGACUUUUUAACUUCAUUCGUGUGUUUCACAAAGUAGCAGAUUUAUAUGCAGUAGCUUUUAUGCUAUGGUAUUUUAUAUUGUGGUUUUAGCUGAUGAUUUAUCGUAGGUGUUAUGGGCCUCUUUAUGUAACACGGUUUUUUUCCUGCUGUUACUUGCUGUUUCAUGUUUUAUUCUUUUGAUUUUUGUAAACCACCUCAAGAGUUUUUGGCCAAGGAUGUUGAGUAUAAAUAAACAAGCAUAAAUGAGGA
This is a messenger RNA of Heteronotia binoei (common prickly gecko), 4102 nucleotides long. Its product is annotated as zinc finger protein 154-like. The coding region runs from base 152 to 1849 and encodes 565 amino acids. Gene Ontology annotation, molecular function: RNA polymerase II cis-regulatory region sequence-specific DNA binding; DNA-binding transcription activator activity, RNA polymerase II-specific. NCBI's taxonomy places the organism in Eukaryota, Metazoa, Chordata, Lepidosauria, Squamata, Gekkonidae. Gene Ontology annotation, cellular component: nucleus. Gene Ontology annotation, biological process: regulation of transcription by RNA polymerase II. The record is from RefSeq and is a predicted model, not a curated record. The transcript is spliced from 6 exons.